AAUCGGUUUAAAAAUCUGAUCUUUUAGGACCGAAUCAUCAUCUCAAAUGGGAAAACAAAAACAAAAAAAAUCCCACCUUUUUUGUUUUGUUUACAAUUUAUACAAAACACACACACACAGAGACAAAUCAAAGAGGAGACGAUUGUGAAAAAGUAAAUAAAAAUCCAAACUUUGUUGAGAUAAGAAGAUUGUGCAUAGCAGAGCCAGAGAGACAUGGUGUUCCGUGGCGACACAGUGAUGUCCGUAGCUCAUAUAUCGGCGGAGAUAUUUCAGCGGCUACGUUUGAUUCGGCCGUCGGAUCGAAUCAGCAGCGGCGAGAUGUUACAGCUCGUUUGUUGUUUCCCGCUUCAGCAAUUGGGUCGGUUCGUGUUUUGGUUCUGGAACUAUAUCUGUGUUCCACCUCCUGAGGUUUUGUAUUUUGAUGGUGGUCGUGAUGGCAACGAUGACGAUGGUUAUGGAUCAUCUUCUCCGUCUUCGAUCGCUACUCAUCAUCACAAUUACUAUCAUCUUCAUUUGGAGUGACGAAAGUUUCGAUUUUUUUUCUGAUUUUGUUUGAUUGUAAAGUUUUCAUUUUUUUAUAUUUCUUACCCUUAUUGUAUAGAGAAAAGUUCAUGUUUUGAUUAUUGGGGUUUGAAGUUCUUGGGAUUGUUGGAUAUAAUCCGAGUCUGUUCUUUUAAUCCAUGUUUAUAGAAUCAGAGAGCAUUUUGGUGAUACAUAUAUAGUUUUAGCC
Messenger RNA from Camelina sativa (false flax), 730 nucleotides. RefSeq lists its product as uncharacterized. Lineage: Eukaryota; Viridiplantae; Streptophyta; Magnoliopsida; Brassicales; Brassicaceae. The record is from RefSeq and is a predicted model, not a curated record.